CACGUCUGUACCGGGCUGGGCGGGAAAAACAAAAAUGGCGAGCCGAGGCUGAAAGAGAAGCGGAGGAGCUCGUUACACUGUACGUUUUAUUUUACACCCAGGCACCUGCGCUAAGGUGCAUUUAUAAAAGAUGGAGGACGUGGAGUCCAGGUACUCUCACCUGCUGCAGCCAAUCAGGGACAUGACCAAGAACUGGGAGGUGGAUGUGGCCACUCAGCUGGGCGAGUACUUGGAAGAGUUGGAUCAGAUCUGCAUAUCGUUUGAUGGCGGUAAAACCACCAUGAACUUUGCAGAAGCUGCCCUCCUCAUCCAAGGGUCAGCAUGCAUUUACAGUAAAAAGGUGGAAUAUCUUUACUCUUUGGUGUAUCAAGCCUUGGAUUUCAUAUCCAAUAAGAAGCGGAAUCAGCAGCCGGCCUCUGUUGGAGAAGAUGGGGUGGACAAAGAUGCAAACUUUCCAAACCAGAAUGAAGAACAAGAGUUUCUCAGCCUAGAUGAUAUAACUGACACCAAGAAAACCAACGUGGAUUUGAAAAAGGAACAAAAUCCAAAUCUGGUGAACGUUAUUCCCCUUACACCAAUGGCGCUUGUUCCUCCUGAAGAAGUGGAAAAGAAAAACAACCCUCUAUGCAGCCGAAAAGGAGAAAUCUUGGCUAGCAGGAAGGAUUUCCGUAUGAACACCUGCACGCCUCAUGCAUGCGGUGCCUUCAUGUUAGAACUGGCUCUAAUGUCACCAACACACUUUGAACAAAAUAUCCAGCGAAUGGAGGAGGCCAGCUUUCAGCCAGUUGUGCAGAACAUAGAAAGUGAUAAGAAUGAAAAUAUGGAAGCUGAAUGUGAAGCACCGUUACCAGUGUUGAACUUCUCUGAUGAUAAUGGGAAUGAUGAUGGAUUUGUUCCACUGGAUGAUCACCAUGAAGAAGAGAUGGAACCUAUUGAACAAAUUGAGCGACAGGAGAUCCAAACAGAAGAGCGAGGAUAUGUACUGCGACAAAGAGCAGUGAAGGAAAUGGCAGUUUCAAACAUCAAGCAUAAUCUUUUGGACCCAUGGCGCAGUUUAGACCCUUUUGAGUCUUCUGAAGAAAAGCCCUUUAAAAAAGGCAAGCAUUAUACAGUUCCUCGAGGGGUGAUAGACGACUUAUCAAAUAACAAGAGGAAAAGGAGAUUAACCUGCAAACUGCAAGACUUCAUGAAAUGGUUUAGCUGUUCGUCCUGGGAUGGUGCGGAAGCGGUAAAAUCUAGAAGGAAAGGUCCAACAUUUGGUGAUAUGGAAGUGUUGUAUUGGAAGCAUGCUAAGGAACGUCUUGCUGCACAGAGGCAACUCCAGAAAAGAAUGGGGCCACAAUUUGCAAAAGUGGCAGAAUUACUUGCUGAAGAUGACCCGGUAAAUCAUGUGGAAGAAGGGCGCGAUGCAGACUAUUUGGAUCAUGAUGAUGGUGCAGAUCUCUCAGACCAUGAAGACUUAGGUCUGAACAUUCCAGCUAGUCUACACGAUGAGCCAGCUUGUACGGGUGUUGAUCCAAUGGAUCUCCACGACCAAAUGACAUAUGAAGAGCUUGUGAGAAGAAAUGUGGAGUUAUUUAUUGCAAAUUCUCAGAAGUAUGCCCAAGAAACUGUACUUUCCUUGCGUGUGCGAGAGUGGGAGGAUAAAAUGGAACCACAACUUCAAGAACAGGAAGAAAGGGGCGCUUUCGAUAUUCAUGAUUACGGAGAUCGUCUGGUGUCACAAUUCAGUAAGGUGGGAGAGUGGAGAUCUUUUGCAAGUCUAAUGGCACACAGGGAACCCUAUGAAAUUUGCAGAUACAUGUUGGCAUCUCUACAACUGGCCAAUGAUUACACAGUAGAAGUGUCCCAGAAGCCAGGGCUCCAUGAAGGACUAGAUACAAUGUCCCUACGGCUUCUCAGUCAACAGAAAGCACAUGAGAGAUUCAAGACAUAUACUGCCCCAUCUGUUGCUGAUCACUGACCAUAAAGACGAGAAAGUUUAUUACACAUUAUCUGACAGCUGAAUCCACACUGCUGUUACUUUGUCAUGGCCAGUCUAAUUUAUAUCAGACUGCAUUUGUAACAAAACGUGAUGCCUAAUGCAGCUAGAAUCAGAUGGCUGCUAGAAAAAGAAACAUCGGAAAAUAUGCGGCCUAGUGGUGAACGGGACGCCACAGUAUAUUGGUAUACUGAAGACAAGUGGCCUAAUGGACUCCUCCCUUCCUUCUCUCCCAUUAGUGCUGGCUGUUAUGUUACUUGGUAAAGUGCUGUGUGCAUUUAACCAAAGACAUAAAUGUUUUUAUUACAUUUAUAUUCUGUACAUACAUUUUUAACCCCAUUUUUGUACAGUCUUUGCUAGUCAAGUCCCUUUUCAAAUAUAUGUAUGUAUAAAUUCCAUUUAUAUAAUAUUGUUUUGGUCUUUUUUACAUCCUGAAAUAACU
Bufo bufo (common toad) is the source of this 2423-nucleotide messenger RNA. It is a transcript of the gene NCAPH2, whose product is annotated as non-SMC condensin II complex subunit H2. Gene Ontology annotation, molecular function: chromatin binding. The transcript has 21 exons. NCBI's taxonomy places the organism in Eukaryota, Metazoa, Chordata, Amphibia, Anura, Bufonidae. The record is from RefSeq and is a predicted model, not a curated record. The coding region runs from base 131 to 1963 and encodes 610 amino acids. Gene Ontology annotation, cellular component: nucleus; condensin complex. Gene Ontology annotation, biological process: mitotic sister chromatid separation; meiotic chromosome condensation.